Molecule: messenger RNA, 4994 nt
Organism: Podarcis muralis (Common wall lizard)
Lineage: Eukaryota; Metazoa; Chordata; Lepidosauria; Squamata; Lacertidae
Gene: RNF17
Product: ring finger protein 17
Source: RefSeq, a predicted model, not a curated record
GGAGAAGAGCUGGAGCUCGCGCUGGCCGGUGACUCGGAACUUGGCCGGUUUGCGCCGCGCGGGGCAACGCGAGGUGCAGAAGGAGGGAGGGAGGGAAAGAGGGCGGAGAAGAUGGCGGCGGCGGCGUCCUUCCCGGGCGCUUCCGCCAAGAGCCGAGGCAGGUUCCAGCAGAAAAGCCCGUUCGGGGGCGGCUGGCAGCGCGGAGCCCCGCCGCGACGGGUGUUGAGAGACGCCGGCUCAGACUUGCAGAUUCAGAAUUCCAACAGGGCUGGUGCAUAUGAUAGCUAUACUUCACAAGUGACCUUAGAUUUUGAACAAAAAGUCCGUCUUAGGAGUCUGCAAAAAUAUAAAAGGUUUAAUACUCAAAGCAUCAAUCAGCCGAUUAACUCUGCUCACUGGACUCCAGCUCACUAUCUAAGAUCAGAACCAUCUACAGCAGAUAUGAAUAGCAAAAUUCUACAAGAGAUAGAGAAAGCUUUGGAAGUAGCUAAAAACAAUCUUGGGUGGUUAAAGAGUGCGGAGGAGAUGCUUGAGGAUUUGAUCACCGAAGCAAAAGAAGAAGAAAGCAAGAUUGCAGGUGUUAUUAAUGACACAUUUUCAGAUAUUAUUGCUUCCAUAAAUUCAAGGAAAAGGAAACUGGAGACAGAACUGAUAAUGAACACCAGUUACUAUAUAACUGAUAUACAUAGUGUUCAGUUAUCGGUUAUGCAGAAAAUAAACAGUUUGGAUGGAGCCAUAAAAAUGGCAAGGGAGAUUAAAGCAACCCAUUCCUUAAAGCCCUUACAUAAUUUAAAUCAGGUUCUCUGCAACUUAAAAAUGACUUUGGAGGAAGAAGUCUUAAAACUAGAUCGUCUGAAAAAAAGGGCACUUCCAAGGUUUCACAUGGACUCUGAAAAGAUUACCCCCAUGUUAGAAAACCUGGGGAAUUUUUUCCCUGAUAUACCUAACAUGUGCAGUUUUGACGUCAGCCUUUUAAAACUGAGCAAUAUGGAAGAGGAAUUCAGAACUGAUGUUCCAUCUCAUAUAAGUGUAAACCUUGAACCGCUUCUUGAAGACAUUGGCACAGUUGCUCUUCUGCCAGAAUCUGAUGCAUGUCUUAAAGGAAAUUAUACCCACCUCCAAGAAAUGACUCCUCCAUUCACUCAGAAAUGCAUUUCUGCUUUACCUCAGACAGCAUCCACUCCAGAUGUCAUCAUUGAAGAAAUCAUUGAAGAUGAUCAAGAAAAUGCUCCAGAAUUGGUUUUUGUCAGCAGUGUACUAAAUCCUUGCCACUUCUACGUUCGAAAAGUUUCGCAGAAGAAAGCAGCUGUUCGUUUGGAAAAAACUCUGAGGCAAUUCUGCAAUCAUAAAAGGUCCUACCCUAGUGACAUUUUGGAACUAGGUUCAAGAAUCUUUGUUAAAAGCAAGGAACAUGGAAUGUGGUGUCGUGGAAAAAUCAUUGAACUGAUGCCGUUGCAGAAGACAAAUGAGCUGAAGCCCCGUGGUCCAACAAAGUACAAAAUUUGUGAUAUAGCAAUGAUGAAAAUAUUCCUUGUGGACUUUGGGCAUAUUGAAGCUUUGAUUAUUUCAAGCGUACCAAAUAACAUUGGCAUUAAUCCAGAACAUAUCACUCUAGAAUAUAUAGUGACUGAAGACUUUUGCUUGGUUGUGAAGAAACCUGACAUACAUAUAGAGGCACAACUUAGUGGUAUAAAUCAUUUAGCACUACAGUGCUCCCUGAAGGACAUUGUUCCCAAAGAUUCAGCUGAAGGUUGGAGCAGAAAAGCAAGGACAGAAUUUUUGAAAAUGGUAAAAAACAAAGCUGUUCUAAUGAAAGUCUUCAGAGAAGAGGAUGGUGUGCUUAUUGUUGAUCUGAUGAAACCGCCAGCAAACAAAAUAAGUAGUGACAUGCCUGUAUCUCUCAGAGAUGCUUUAGUUUUUAUGGACUUGGCAAGGUUUCGUGCUGAAGUUUCUGAUCAACCUGAAAACAUUGAAUUCCUGCAGUACUGGGCACCUGCGAUACCAGAGAAAAAUACAGAAGUCACCAUUGUUGUUAGUUAUAUUACUAGCCCAGGUGAUUUCUACAUUCAGCUAGUAGAAGAAGGUCCAGAAUUUGCAGCUUUUCUGAGCAAAGUUGAGGAAGUAUAUAAAAAUGACAGCAGAGUUGGCUUGGAAAUUCUCUGUCCGGUCCAGGGUCAACCGUGCAUAGCAAAAUUCGAAGAGGAUGGAGUUUGGUACAGGGCACAGGUUGUUGGAUUGCCAGGCCACCAAGAAGUUGAGGUUAAAUAUGUUGACUUUGGGAACACUGCUAAAAUAAAUGUGCAAGACAUGCGUAAAAUCAAAGAUGAGUUUUUAGCUCUCCCAGCAAAGGCCAUCAGGUGCAAGCUGGCCCAUAUCAUACCAAAUAAAGGAGCAAAUGAAUGGAGUAGUAAAUCAAAGGACAGAUUUGAAGAACUAAUUCAAGAUAAAUGUAUGCUCUGCUUUAUUAUUGAAAAAUCUGAAGACAAUAUACUGUCUGUUGAGCUCUAUGAAAGUGUAUGUGUGCCACCAAAGGCAUCUUGGAGUGUUAACAGCCUCUUGGUUAAAGAAGGUCUGGCAUCUUAUAUAUUAAGUGACACCAAAAUGAUUACUGAAUCACGUCAUGAAGUUUGGGAUCCUACUCCAGAAGAACUAUUCAAAGCUCAUGGAAAUAAUUUACAGCCUGGGAAUGAAGAGCCGAUACAGUUUGAAGGUACAAAAUUAGAUUGCAGCAAAGAACUGCAAGUGCGAAUUAGUCACGUUGUGUCCCCAAGCAAGUUCUACGUGCAUUUGAUGUCAUCAGAACAAAUUCUGAAAAGUUUACAGGAAAAGAUGGCAGCCACUUACUUGGAAUCAGAAAGAGAAACAGUUGAAUGGAAAAUUGAUAUGAAUUGUGCUGCUUAUUUACAUGAUCUGAAUCAGUGGCAGAGAGGCCAAAUCCGCAGGAUUGUUUCAGAAAGUAAACUUGAGGUGUUCCUCAUUGACUUUGGCAUAACUAAAACUGUAGAUAUUGUCUCCCUAAGAGAACUUGAGCAGAAUCUGAAGACGCAGAAGCCUCUUGCAAUAGAGUGCUCACUAACAGACAUAAGACCAGCUGGUGGGACUGAGCAGUGGACAGGAACUGCCUGCGAUGUUCUUGCACGUUACUUAACUGGAGCUGUGGUAAACCUAAUAAUACAGGAAAGUAACACGUCACCUUUACCUGUGAAAGUUUUUAGCAAAGAUGGAGGGCUAUGUACUGACAUUUCGGAAUACAUGAUUAAAGAAGGUUUGGCAUUUAGAAAAAGAAGCUCCCUUAGAGCACCUAGUACAGCAUCCCUUGAGAAGCUACCUGACACGCCCUUCCAGCCGGAGAAUGUAGACGUAAGCCAAUUGCUUGCAGACACAGAGUGUACACCAACCUCUUCCAAACCAGAGAAAGACAUUGAUCCUUCGAUCGCAGAUCACAAAGAGCAAGAAUUGAAGGUCUCUUUGACUUGCCCUGUAACGGUUGAAGCCUACAAACCACCAGCUGUUCCUACCUCGCUCGUCUUCAGUGCUGUAGUCAGCUGUGUUUCAGACACAGGAACUAUUUAUGUGAUUCCAAAGUCACAAGAGCAGCAGCUAAAUACGCUGAUGAGCGAUAUACAGAAGAACUUCAAAUGUCUAGGUCUUUUGGAACCCUACAGUUGGAAAAAGGGAGAAGCUUGUGUUGUAAGAGCAGCAGAUACAUUGUGGUAUCGAGGGGAAGUUUUGGAAGUUGGCUGUGGCAUUACCAAGGUGCAGUACUUGGACUAUGGCUAUAUUGAGAAGAUUCCUCAAUGUCAUCUCUAUCCAACUGUUUUGUAUGCAGACAUACCGCCAUUUUCCAUACCGUGUCAGCUCUAUAAAACUAUACCAGUUGGAACUGUUUGGCAGCAGGAUGCAGUUGAACUUCUUCAAGAACUACUUACAAAAAGGCUCGUUGAAAUAAAUAUUAUGGAACACUCAGACAACCCAUGGGAUAAAGUAUCUGUUAAACUCUGUUUCUCUGGAAUGUCGCUCUCUUCUUUCAUGGCGUACCAUAAACAUUGCAUUAGUGAAGAUGAUGCCGGUCACAUGCCAAAACUGGAUAUCACCUAUUGCAGUGAAGAUCAUUUGGAGCAAAACUGUGAAAUCAGUCAUGAGGAAUUACUGAUGUCUGAAGUAGAUACUCCCCUGCUGCCACCCUAUAUCUCGCCAUCACUGCCUGUUCUUGGAGAACUUUUUCCAAUUAAAGUAACACAUGUUGUGUCACCUAAUGAGGUGUACAUUACCAUUGAUCAGCGAGACAGUCCCAACCAUGAAGAUGAUACAGAAGUCAGUGGGGACGUUGAAACUCUAGACCAAGCCUUGAGACGGUGUAAUCAGAACUUGGAGUCCAUCCCUUUCCUAACUGAUUUUCGGAAAGACAUGCCUUGCCUUGCAAAGUACAGUGAUGGCUUCUGGUAUCGGGCAAAGCUCAUCUCAAUUCAUGAAUGCAAUCCUCUUUCGAUUAUGGUGGAAUUUGUUGACUAUGGAUCCAGUGAAACAGUGCCCACAAGCCGGUUACGUCAGCUUCCUCCUGAGUUCAUGCAGUACCCUGCUCAAGCGUUCAAAGUUCUGCUGGCUGGAUUUAAACCAGCUUUGUGUGAGUCACACACAAAAAUCCCAUAUUGUUCCGAAUGGAGCAUGGAAGCAUUGUGGACCAUGAUAGACUGCUUCCAAGGGAAAAAUCUCUAUGCUUCUUCACUGACGCAUUCACCAGAGCAUACCGUGUUUGUAUAUGAAGAUGGGCACCUAGUUCACAUGAAACUAGUAGAAAUGGGAUUUGCCGAAUUAAUUUAGUGACUGAUGCAGAUCAUUAGAUGAAAACAAUACCAGAACAAAGAGAUUUCAUUUGGAUUUGUUUGUUUGUUCCCUGAUAAGUGCAGUUACCUUUUUUGUUGCAAGUUGUUGUAAUACUUGCUUUGUGCAAGUACUAAAGGAUGUUCAUUAAAAAUUGUUCUUGAAGCAGAAAA